UCGGCUCUCAUCUCCACGCUUUUGUUGUUUUUAUUGUGCUCUUCCUGCAAUUUCUCCCCAAAAAAAUGUUCUUCAUCAUUGGAAUUGGUCUUGGGGACCCCAAAGAUAUAACAGUGAAGGGUCUGGAGAUUGUUAAGAGAUGCGAUCGUGUCUAUUUGGAAGCCUACACAUCGAUUCUCUCCUGUGGUCAGGAAAGUUUGGAGGAUUUCUACGGGAGGAAGCUGAUUCUCGCUGACAGGGAGAUGAUUGAGCAGCACACAGAUGAAAUAUUCGCCGAUGCUGAGGUGAAAGAUGUGGCUGUUUUGGUUGUUGGUGAUCCAUUUGGCGCAACAACACACACGGAUCUCAUGUUGCGUGCAAAAGAACGUGAGAUUCCCUGCCAGGUGGUUCACAAUGCAUCCAUUAUGAAUGCCGUGGCAUGUUGUGGGCUUCAGCUGUACUCCUUCGGGGAAACAAUUUCAAUUCCCUACUGGACAGAGACGUGGAAACCCGAUAGUUUCUUCGGGAAAAUCCUCAAGAAUCGCCAAAUGGGACUGCACACCCUCUGCCUCUUGGAUAUUCGUGUGAGGGAACCCACCCUAGAGAGUCUCACGCGGAAGACACGACAAUAUGAGCCACCGAGAUUCAUGAGUGUCGCUGAAGCAAGUCAGCAACUCAUGGAAAUCAUCAAGAACACUCCGGGUGAACUUUCCAGGGAUUCCCUGGCAAUUGGGCUGGCAAGAGUUGGCCAUGAUAGUCAAAAAAUCAUUGCAUGUAGCCUCAAGGAGAUGACGGAAGUGGAUCUAGGAGCUCCACUGCAUUCUCUUGUGAUUCCCGCCAAGGAACUUCAUCCGCUAGAAGUGGAAUUCAUUCAACAAUUCAGCUCCCGGAAACUGUGAUAACUUUAUUAUAAAUAUCAGUGGAAAGGUUUAUCUUUUACUUGUUUGUCUUGUGGACAGACUGGAGGACAACGUGGACGGAUUACGUGGAGUCCGUUAAAGAAGUUUACCAAAGUAAAUGGAACAGUAUAAAGCGAAUGAACGUUAAGUAAAACUUA
Molecule: messenger RNA, 1036 nt
Organism: Lutzomyia longipalpis
Lineage: Eukaryota; Metazoa; Arthropoda; Insecta; Diptera; Psychodidae
Gene: Dph5
Product: diphthine methyl ester synthase
Exons: 2
Coding region: 66-878 (270 amino acids)
Biological process (GO): protein histidyl modification to diphthamide
Molecular function (GO): diphthine synthase activity
Source: RefSeq, a predicted model, not a curated record